Yamadazyma tenuis ATCC 10573 is the source of this 1206-nucleotide messenger RNA. It is a transcript of the gene OBPA, whose product is annotated as oxysterol-binding protein related protein. NCBI's taxonomy places the organism in Eukaryota, Fungi, Ascomycota, Pichiomycetes, Serinales, Debaryomycetaceae. Gene Ontology annotation, cellular component: cytosol; cortical endoplasmic reticulum; membrane. The record is from RefSeq and is a predicted model, not a curated record. Gene Ontology annotation, biological process: maintenance of cell polarity; endocytosis; exocytosis. Gene Ontology annotation, molecular function: sterol binding.
AUGGGGUUAACUUCAAAGUUAAGACUUAGAAAGGACAACAGUCAAGACUCGGUUGAUAAUGGUCUGCAAUCUGCUGAUGAUGUGGACGAAAUGGACAAUGAGAACCAAUCCAUUCUUCUAAGUAUUAUAGCCCAGUUAAGGCCAGGUUCGGAUUUGACCAGGAUCACCCUUCCAACUUUUGUUUUGGAAAAGAAAUCUAUGCUCGAAAGGAUUGGUAAUGCUUUCUUUACGCCACAGCUUCUUUUAGAAGCGAAUGGAACAGAUGAUCCAUUGAGGAGAUUCAUGUUGAUUGUUAUAUGGUAUUUGUCAGGGUGGCACAUAGCCCCCAAGGCAGUAAAGAAGCCAUUAAAUCCUGUUCUAGGCGAAAUUUUCUCCUGCUAUUGGGAUGAUUUACCCGAGAAUAAGAAAGCAUUCUACAUUGCUGAACAGACUUCACAUCAUCCACCGAAAUCUUCGUAUUUUUACCUUCUUCCAGAACUGAAAAUCAAAGUAGACGGUGUAGUUGUUCCAAGAUCAAAGUUCUUAGGGAAUUCGUCUGCUGCAAUGAUGGAGGGCCUAGCAAGAUUGACAUUGGGAGAACAUGAUGAGGAGUACACCAUGACCCAACCAAAUAUCUACUGUCGUGGAAUUUUGUUUGGUAAGCUCAAGUAUGAACUUGGUGACCAAAUGACAAUCAAAUGUGAGAAACUUGGCUUUGAAGCAAGCAUUGAAUUCAAAACCAAAGGUUUUAUAAGCGGUGAUUACGAUGUAAUUGAGGGUGUUAUCAAAGAUUCAUCCUCACAAAAGAUUUUGGCGUCUGUUUCAGGUAAGUGGAAUGAGGUGAUGACGAUAAGUCCAACAGACGUAAAGCUCGAACCUAUAGUAUUGGAUACCAGAAAGGCUCUGGUGAACACACCAAGUGUUAAGCCCUUAGAACAUCAAGCUGAUAACGAAUCAAGAAAGUUAUGGAAGAAGACUAUUGAUGCUUUGCAUAAGCGAGACCAUACAGUUGCAACUGAAGAAAAAUUUAAGGUGGAAGAAGCACAGAGAAUAAGAGCCAAAGAAAGGGUAGCUAACGGCGAAGAUUUUGUUCCCGCUAUAUUCAAACCAGUACAAGAUGAUGUUCCCUUUGUUCUCAGGAAAGAAAUGAAUGUGAAAGACGAAGACCCUCAAUAUUUGAUCCACGAAUUGUUGGACUUGCACCCUAUAACUGGUUUCAAUGAGUAA